AUGUCGUCAAUGGCCACUACUCGUGCCGCCAUGGACCCCGCCGCGGCGGAGGCUGCCGCCGCUGCCGCUGCCGCUUCCGCGGCAAUGCGGUCAUUCACAAUAGAGGCAUGGACCCUCUUGACAGUUGGCAUUCUUUUUACGAUGUUGAGGACCUACGCCCGGGUCAGGUCUGUAGGGUUUAAAGGCCUUCAAGCGGAUGACUACCUUGUCUGGGUCGGCGCGAUGUUCUAUGUGAUUGAGACUGCGCUGGCGCACUCCGUGGGGGCUGUUGCGAAGGGUAUGGCGAAUAACGCUAUGACGGACGAUCAACGAGCGGCUCUGUCCCCAGACAGCGAGGAAUAUCGACUGAGGGUGAUCGGUUCCAUUAUUCAGCUUUGUGGAUGGUCAAGCUAUUCCUUGUUAUUAUGGUCCCUUAAGGCAUCACUGCUGGUAUUCUAUCUGCGACUGACUGCGGGCUUGGGUCGGGGCUACCGACUUCGCAUCUACUUUGGCUUCGGUUUCCUAGCCGUCAGUUGGAUCGUCGUCAUCAUGAAUCUCUUCCUUGCUUGUCGUCCCUUUCACAAGAACUGGCAGAUCAAUCCUAACCCUGGAAAUGUCUGUCAACCAGCUAUAUCCGACCAGGUUGUUUGGGUAUACCUGGCGUUUAACGUUACCACGGAUUUGUACCUUUUUACGAUUCCCCUUCCAAUGCUGUGGCAAGCUAGGCUUAAGCCCAUAAAAAAAGGGGGCCUCAUUUUCCUCUUCAGCGGCGGGCUAUUUGUUAUUGUCUGCGCGACCCUGCGUUGCAUCCUGAUUGUUACGGACCCCCAAAAUGGUGCUCAGCUAGCCGGAUCUUGGGCUGUUCGAGAGACCUUUGUCGCAGUCAUCACCGCAAACAUGCCAAUGGUGUUCUCAAUCAUCAAGCUUUGGCUGGGCCCUGUCUUUGGCUCUCUUCUCACUUCACUGCGAUCAACUCAGAAGGUCACGGACGCGACACCGAAAGAAAUACGCACUUUUGGCGGCGGCAGCAACCAAAGCUGGCGAGGGCGCGGUCCUCCCUCAGCAUACCCAAUCACCAACAUAACCUUCAAUGAGAGCGAAGAACGCAUAGUGAAAGAGUACAAGAUGCAAGACCUCAAAGCCUGGGGAGACCCUCACGCUGAGCCAGCCGGAAUCAAGAGAUCAAUUAGCAUCAGAAGAAGUCACAGCAACCGGCGGAAGAAUACUGAUAUUCGCAAGGAUGUAGAAGUUGCCAUCACCACCGAAUACGUGCAACCGGCGAUAGACAAGGAGGGCAACGCUAAGGCACUGUCACCGAGAACCUUGACCUUUGCCAGAGGACCGAAGAGAAAAUCUCUGAACAAUCCUAACAAUUAG
Molecule: messenger RNA, 1356 nt
Organism: Colletotrichum orchidophilum
Lineage: Eukaryota; Fungi; Ascomycota; Sordariomycetes; Glomerellales; Glomerellaceae
Exons: 6
Coding region: 1-1356 (451 amino acids)
Source: RefSeq, a predicted model, not a curated record